CUUGCCUUGGUGGUGGUUCUCUUGCCUUGGUGGUGGCUCAAGAGAAUGCCCGGGCGUGCGUCCACCUACCGCCGCGUGCCCCAAGAGGACGACGUGCCAGCGAUCUCGCGCGCUCCGCACUCCGCCUAUGCCCUGCUCGACUGCUCCGAUGGGUCAUGGAGCCCAGAAACGCUGCGUGGGUUGCUGACUGAUUCUGGCGCCUGGGAGCCUUCUGCUGACCUGGACGCAGUCUCGCAUAUCGAGGACGAGCUUGUCAAGAAGCGUCCGCCUCAAUUCUUCCUCGCCAUAAUUUUCUACGCUUCGCGCUCGCCAGGACCUUAUGAACAAGCCGAGGCUGUGCUGCGCGUUGCGUUGCCUCCACUACACGCCUCGCAGAGGUGCCUGUAUGCACUCGCAGAUGAUACCCCCUGCCUUAGAGGAGGCAGGCUGUCCACUGAACGUUCAAAAGCUCAAGAUAAGUAUCUCGGCGACCUGACGGGCGGGUGGAGCAGUCUCGCACAGGGCGAGCCACUCGGCGUCGUCGAACGGACGGCGCGAGGCCGAGUGCACGUCACCACCGCAGACGCCAGCUCAGUCAGCAAGUGGAACAUCCGAAGGAAGAGGUGUCUCGCCCCGCCGUGGAAGCCACUAUCCGAGUCGCCGUCGCAAGUCGAGCGUCCCCUUGAUGCAGCCGAUGCUUUGCCUGCAACGAGCAAGUUUCCCUGGCCGAGCCAGUCCAACCGCCAGACAGCAGUCGAUGCCGUGGCUCAAUUUGUCCAGGCAGACACAAGCACGAGCCGGUAUCUCGUCUGUCCAGAGUCGGCAUUCGGAUGGGAUCUGGACCUGCUCCAAGAUCUCAUCAACGAUAGCCUCGAAAGCCAGGCGACAGGAAGCAGCUCUUCUCGGCUGGGCUCCUUCCUUGCCUCCUUUGGUCCCAAUUCUGCCUUUCGCUCGGCACAGAUCCAAAUCGAGUCAAAGCAACCUGCAGCCGCAAUCCGCGCCAUUGAAGGAACUUGGCGGAGAAACCUGCUCGGAAGAAGCUUCAAAAUGUACACCGAUGGCUUUAUUGUGUGCGCCUUCAUCGGCGGCAUAUUAUGGGUGUGCCUUAUGAUUGGCCUCUUCACAAUCAAGGCGCUCGCGAUCAACGUGCUCGCUGUGGUGCUGUCCCUUCUGCCUGUCGCCUUGGCCUUUGCCCUCUUCCCGAUGUGCGAGGACCGAGGCACGGUGCAUGAAGGGAUUGGUGUCACGUGGGCCCUUUCGCGAUGGUCCCAGACGCCCUUCGCGGCCGAUGACGAGGGCCUCGAGCCCAUCAGCAAGGACGACGUCCUCGCGCGUCUCCCGGGCGCCGUCGACGCACGCGUGCAAGACAAGAGCUGGUACGUCCUGUAUGGAAAUAGCGAAGAGGACUGGUGGGCCCAAAAUGCCGUCAUAAUUCUCAACGCCCUCCGGUCCGGACGCCGGGGAGCCCUCUUCCUGGACGAGAUGCCCAGAGGUCUUGGUCAGCAAGGUCACCAGGGCCAUGAGCACAGGUCCCAAAGCCAAGCAGUGGCAUCUAGCUCUCGUGAAGACCCCUUGGGACUGCCGCCGAUGUACAGCCACAAUCUGCACACCCGAAGCGACGACAGGCGGGAUGAUAAACAUCAAGCCUCAGACGACGACAUUGUAUAGCGAUGCAAGCCUCAGACGGCGAUAUUGUUAGCGAUGCAAGCCUCAGACGGCGAUAUUGUAUAGCGAUGCAUCGCAACACUGCAUGCAAUUGUAAAGAGGGUGG
This is a messenger RNA of Acaromyces ingoldii, 1750 nucleotides long. RefSeq lists its product as hypothetical. The transcript has a single exon. The record is from RefSeq and is a predicted model, not a curated record. Bases 46 to 1647 code for a protein of 533 amino acids. Lineage: Eukaryota; Fungi; Basidiomycota; Exobasidiomycetes; Exobasidiales; Cryptobasidiaceae.